UGCCAAUGUCACAAUCCGUGAGAGGUUGCCUGUGAUCAUCACUACAGUUGCAGACAAUGUCCACAGGAAGAAGGACAAAGUGAUGGAAGAGUAUGGAGAGGAAGGUGUUGAAGACUUGAAGGCAAUUGCUGGUCGGAUGUCCAAACUAAAGAAUGAAGUGCAGACCAAUAAGCAUGUGAUAGCUCUGGAAGAUGACGGCUCUGACACGGCAAUAUGGAACCAGUACCUGGAUGAGGAGACAGCGAAACAUAGGGAGGCUCCGUGCUGGUUUAAGUCAGCCUGGCUGUAUGUGGAGUGCUACAUGUACAGGAGGAUCAAAGAGGCUGUACACUUGAGUAAACUAUUGAAGACAUUGGAUGUUUUUUGUGAUCAGAAGCGUCAUGGGUUUGUAUCGUCCCAAGCCAGUAUUAUAACGCUGGUCGAACACCUAAAGGAGGUGAUACCAACACUACAGUGGGCAGAGAAAAACAGGGAAGUCUUCCAGCAGUAUUUAGAGGUGUGUCUUUGGGGAAAUAAAUGUGACCUGUCCAUCUCGGCUGGGUCAGAGAACUUUCAGAAGACCAGCCCAAUACAGCAGCUGGCAAUGCUAAAACCCCACAUCUUACGUGACGAUACAGAGAAACUUUGGGAGAAACUGACCACUGCACAGAAAGCUAAUCCAGGGAAAGUAAGACUGGACAUUGUGCUGGACAAUGCUGGGUUUGAACUUGUUACUGACCUCUGUCUGGCUGAGGUCCUCAUUGCCAUGGGUCUGGUGAACACGGUUCACUUCCAUGGCAAGACAAUGCCAUGGUUUGUCUCCGAUGUAACAACAGAUGACUGGGAGUGGACUGUGGAACAGUUCCACGCCAGCAACAAUGCAACCAUGUCCGAGUUUGGUCGCAAAUGGAGGAAGUACCUGACAGACAAAACCUGGGUGUAUAAAGUUCAUGAUUUCUGGUGUCUGCCAUUUGAUUACUCAGAAAUGAGGAUGAGAUCAGCUGAUUUGUACAAGGAUCUGGCACAGGCCGACGCAAUUCUUCUGAAGGGAGACUUGAACUAUCGUAAAUUGGUUGGCGAUCUUAACUGGGAUCCGGCGACCCCUUUUGACACAGCACUCAGGGGUUUCCACCCUGCCCCCUUGUGCUCAUUAAGGGCAUUGAAGGCAGACGUUGUGGUUGGCCUAAAGCCUGAACAGGCCAAAGAGGUUGAAAGUCAGGACCCAAAAUGGAUGACCAAUGGAAACUGGUCUGUUAUAUGCUACAGUGGUUUAAGAGAAGCUUAGAACAAUUCCUUGGGAGAAUUCAACUAUUGCAUAGUAAAAAACAAACCUAUACGUAGUUCUCCAAGCGUUUGUAUAAGAGAACAUUUUGACACAUUUUGUGCAUCUGCAGUAUGAUUUGAGUUUUUUGAAUGAAACUGCAGAGGGUUGUCAGCUUGAAUGACUUAUUUACA
This is a messenger RNA of Liolophura sinensis, 1434 nucleotides long. Its product is annotated as damage-control phosphatase ARMT1-like. Lineage: Eukaryota; Metazoa; Mollusca; Polyplacophora; Chitonida; Chitonidae. Bases 83 to 1264 code for a protein of 393 amino acids. The transcript is spliced from 4 exons. Gene Ontology annotation, cellular component: nucleus. Gene Ontology annotation, molecular function: phosphatase activity. Gene Ontology annotation, biological process: DNA damage response. The record is from RefSeq and is a predicted model, not a curated record.